AUGCACGAAUUAUCACAACAAUUAGACGAAGCUCGUGAUCAACAAGCCGCCUCAAAGCGUUAUUUAGACGCAGCCACUCGUAAAUUGAGGAUGCAAAUCUUACAAGAUGCUGAUGUAAUUUGUUCAACAUUAUCGGGUUCAGGUCAUGAUUAUAUGUCACAAUUACCAUUCGAUUUUGAAACAGUAGUGAUUGAUGAAGCUUGUCAGUGUACUGAACCAGCUUCUCUGAUCCCACUUCGGUACAAUGCCACUCAGUGUAUAUUGGUUGGAGAUCCACUUCAAUUACCACCGACUGUACUAUCACAAGCGGCUUCGAAAGCAGGAUACGACCAAAGUCUAUUCGUGCGUAUGCAGCGCUUUGCUCCUACUGCGGUACAUUUGUUAAGUAUACAGUAUCGUAUGCACCCUGCCAUCAGUGCUUUUCCCAGUAAAGCCUUCUAUGAUUCGCGAUUAAUGGAUGGACCCGAUAUGGCGAGUAGAACUACCCAACGAUGGCAUACCGAGGAUACGUUUUUUCCACCAUAUACAUUUUAUCAUCCCAUUGGAGCUCGUGAAGAGAGAGGUCGACAUCACUCUUUUAUCAAUCGAACCGAAGCAGGCAUGACAGUAGCCAUUUAUUCCAGGUUGACCAGGACAUUUCCUGAUAUCGAUUUUGCAUAUCGAGUUGGGAUCAUUACGGCCUAUGCAGGUCAAGUAGGAGAAAUCCGAAGACAAUUUCGUCAAUCCUUUCCUGCUGAUGUAGUUUCUACUUUAGAUAUCAAUACAGUUGAUGGAUUUCAAGGACAAGAGAAAGAUAUAAUUAUCUUAUCUUGUGUUCGUGGUGGAAAAGAUGAUGAUAAUGGGAUUGGUUUUUUAAAGGAUACACGUCGAAUGAAUGUAGCUUUAACCAGAGCGAAAUCAUCUUUAUUUGUGAUUGGGAAUCAAUCGGCGUUGGUACAGGAUAAAAAUUGGAAAGCAUUGAUUGAUGAUGCAAGAGAGAGAGGAACGUUUUCUGAGGUUCAUUUUCAAUCUUACAUCUCGAUUUUGAUUUUUAGAAUAUACUAUAACUGA
Messenger RNA from Melampsora larici-populina 98AG31, 1050 nucleotides. RefSeq lists its product as uncharacterized. Bases 1 to 1050 code for a protein of 349 amino acids. Gene Ontology annotation, biological process: termination of RNA polymerase II transcription. The record is from RefSeq and is a predicted model, not a curated record. Lineage: Eukaryota; Fungi; Basidiomycota; Pucciniomycetes; Pucciniales; Melampsoraceae. Gene Ontology annotation, molecular function: transcription termination site sequence-specific DNA binding; helicase activity. Gene Ontology annotation, cellular component: nuclear body. The transcript is spliced from 3 exons.